Quercus robur (English oak) is the source of this 1131-nucleotide messenger RNA. RefSeq lists its product as uncharacterized. The coding region runs from base 1 to 1131 and encodes 376 amino acids. Lineage: Eukaryota; Viridiplantae; Streptophyta; Magnoliopsida; Fagales; Fagaceae. The record is from RefSeq and is a predicted model, not a curated record. The transcript is spliced from 2 exons.
AUGUUUAAUGAAAUAGAGGGAAAGAACGAUGAUGUGGCCAUAACCACUUUCAAAGCUGGCCUCCCAGCCGAUCACGAUUUAAGGAAAUCCCUGACGGGUAAACCUGUUACCAGUGUACACCAGUUGAUGGACAGGAUAGAUAAGUACAGAAGGGUAGAGGAGGAUCAACUUCAGGGAAAGGGGAAGGCCAAGAUAAUCCCUCAGGAGAGGAGGGAUUUCAGGUCGAACCGUUAUAACAGUAACCGACCCCGGAAGGACUUUGUUGGGCAAUCGGGUUCUGCGGACACACAGGUGGUUAAUGUAAUAUUUCGAGAGCCAGUGCAGCAGGAUCAUGGGCACACGACGGAAAAUUGCAGGAAUUUAUGGGACCACUUGGAACAGUUGGUCCGAGAAGGGAAAUUAAAGCAACUCUUGCAUCAUUCUAGCGAUAGGACAGGUCAAGCAGGUUCAGAGAUGCGUGGGGACGCUUCUUCAAGACUUCCCCUGGACACGAUUAACAUUAUUUUUGCUGCCCUAGGGAGGACUGGAUCUUGCCCAUUUAGGGUACUGUCGGUGUUCCGACCCUCGACCGAGGAGCAGUCCCAAGCAUCGAAGAGAGCUGAGGUGGAUGUCCCCUUGAUUUUGGGCUUUUCGGAUGAGGACAUGGUUGGAACCAUACAGCCCCAUGAUGAUGCUUUGGUGGUCACGCUAAGAAUUGGUGGAUAUGAUGUCAGAAGGAUGAUGGUAGAUCAAGGUAGCGCUGUGGAUAUAAUGUAUCCAGACUUGUAUAAGGGGUUAGGUCUAAAGCCAGAGGAUUUAACAACCUACAACUCCCCUCUAGUAAGUUUUGAGGGAAUGAUGGUCGCUCCCAAAGGAUUGAUCAGACUGCCUGUGCAAGCAGGUACGGAUGUGGUGGAGGUGGACUUUAUUGUCGUAGACGUUUUCUCUCCAUACACAGCUAUUAUGGGCAGACCUUGGCUUCAUACUCUUAAAACGGUCUCGUCUACUUUGCAUCAGAAAGUGAAGUAUCCAUCCAAAGGCCAAGUGUUGGAAAUAGUAGGGAGCCAGGCGGCUACUUGGCAAUGCCUAGUAGCGGCUAUACAGUAUCGGCCAGAGGCAGAAACCUCGGCUACGGCCGAUAAUGAAUUAUAG